GCCAGCAAGUGGUCACUUAACUAAGCAGAAUCUACCUCCUCUGCUCCCAUGUCCUUGGCCAUAGACAACAGAACAGUAGCUCUCCUCAACACUUGCUGUGACCUAAAGGUGAGGUGACUGAAGGAGGUUCAUAUUCAGCCACCUCAUUCAGGUCUCACCAAAGAAGGAUAUUGGAUGAGAUCAAAUGGCUGCCUUUGCCCACAAGAUCAUGUUUUUCCUAGCGCUCUCUACUUUGGGACAUAAUGUUUUUUCAGCUUUCAAAUCCCAUGACAAAUCUAAAUGGCCUCAGCCCCCAUGUAAAAUGUAUUACCCAGUAUAUCCUUAUUACGAAGCAAAUUGUCCGGAUGUAACAGCAUAUGUUUGUGCUACAAAUGGUCAUACCUACCAGAAUGAGUGUUUCUUUUGUGUUGAUCACUGGGAAUUUGGUUCUUCCAUCAAAUUUGAUAAAUAUGGAAAAUGUGAUUAAUGGGUAACCAAGUAUAUAUACCUGCUUUUUUUUACUACUUAAUUCUUAAAAUUAUUUUUUUUUUUUGGAAUUUGAGGAUGCAAAUUAAAUAACAGGCUCUUAUGCUGUACCCAACUAUGGAACAAAAUAGGAAACAAAGGAACUGAAGUAAGUGA
This is a messenger RNA of Tupaia belangeri chinensis (Chinese tree shrew), 621 nucleotides long. It is a transcript of the gene SPINK13, whose product is annotated as serine peptidase inhibitor Kazal type 13. The transcript has 5 exons. Bases 185 to 466 code for a protein of 93 amino acids. Gene Ontology annotation, molecular function: protein binding. The record is from RefSeq and is a predicted model, not a curated record. Lineage: Eukaryota; Metazoa; Chordata; Mammalia; Scandentia; Tupaiidae.